AGCAUUUGAAACCUGAAUCUUGUUCCUUUGACCACUGACCUUUGAUUUUUUUUCCUGUCCUGAUAAGAAGCAGAUUUCAUUGCAGCGUGUCUCAUUUUUCUGUCUGAUAUCUGAUGUAAACAAAGAAAAUGUGUUCUCUGAAAGAUGGCGUUACUUUCUAUUUGAUGUAUUCCAGAUCUCUGCAUUUGUUCCAAGAACAGCACUAAACGUCUCUGAAACAUGAUGGACACCGAUAUGCAGGAGAUUAAAGUACAAACAUAGGAAGACACAUGUGCCUACACACACACACACACACACACACACACACACACACACACACACACACAUACACACACACAUGUUGGUUUGUCUUACUAUGCUUGUGAGGACAUAAUUAUUAAUGCAGCUAAAUAAGGCUAAACCUACACCUAAAUCAAACCUUAUCCUUAACCUCACUAUCCUAAAGAGAAAAUUUGGGCUCAUUUAGGUUUUUCCCUGCAGUUUUUUUAUUUUAUUUUAUUAAAAAGCAGUUUUCCUCAUGGGAGCAGCCAAUUGUCCCCACAAGGUUAUAACAGUCUUUCACACACAUGCAACUGGACAGAAAAAGAGAACAGCCAGUUCUCCCUCUCUGUCUGUAUUUGGGAAUAUUGGUGAAACGGUUAUUCUUUGGCCACACAAUGUAUAUGGCAACAGAAAGCAUUUGAAGUUCCCACUGUUUGGCUUUGGGUUUAUCUGGUAUUGCAAAGAUCAUGCAAGUCCUGCCACAGAAAAAUGGCUAGAAAAAUAAUUCCAGUCUCCACCGGUUUAGGAUGUUUCACCAAUUUUUUUAAUGAAGGAUGAAUGGCAUAAUAUUUCUGUUAGCUUUUGACUUGGAUUACUUGAAGUUUUAGUUUGAUUAAUAGCUGUUUUGAUUUCAAGAACUGCUCAGACAUAAGUGACAGGUAUUUGCGAUGUAAUUUAGUGAGUUUGGUCAGAAGUUCCCGAAGUUCUGCCAAAAUAACCUUUCAGUAUGUUCAUUUUGAUCUCGUUUAUAUAUUUAUGUAUUUCUUUUUGUAUUUCAGUUCUUCUUUCCUCCGUCAAUCCCUAUCUUCCUUCCAUUCUUCCCCGUGUAUUUGUUUGUUUGUUUGUUUUUAUCUAUCUAUCUAUCUAUCUAUCUAUCUAUCUAUCUAUCUAUCUAUCUAUCUAUCUAUUUUAACUUUCUUCCAUCUUCCCCUCCUCCCUUUCUUCCACAUUUAUUUAUUCAUGCAUUAUACAUUUAUUUCCUCCUUCCCUUCUUUUGUCUCCAUGUAUUAGUUUGUUUGUUUGUUCAUUUAUUUAUUUCCUUCCUUCCCUCAUUUAUUUAUUUAUGCAUUACAUAUUUAUUUGAUUCCUCCCUCCUUUCUUACUUAAACCCUUAUUUCAUUCAGAACUGAUCUGUUAGUCUAAUCUCAACAGCACUUACAGAACAAUCAAAAUUCUUUUGCAGCCAUACAUGUGUAUGUAUGUACUAUGUAUUCCUAGUCAUCUGACUAAAAGUAUCGUUGAUGAGGUCCAGAGAACGCAUUCGAUUUUUCGAGCUGACUGUCACAUAAACUAAGAUAUCCUGCACACUUCAUCAGCAUUUCUAUAAACUCUUUUUGUAACACUGCCAAACUUUUGAGCCUGACUUGCAGUGCAACGAGCGCUGGACUUGUAACCUGGAGGAAUGCCACUUUUACUCAGAGUACAUUUUAUAGCUUCUAUACAACCAUGCUGUGGGUAUCCACAAAAUUCCCCCUGGAUGAUUAACAGCAUGAUGUUACUUCUAUAUUUAAGAGAAGGAAAAAAAAACACUUUACUCACACUGUUUACAGACUAAAUAAUUGCCUUCCUCCAUUUAUCCUAAUAGUAUGCUAUUAUACUAUACCACAGAAUAUGAAUGACUCUAGAGAACAUGAUGCCUGAGAAUUAUGUCCAGCCUAUCCCAUUGUGGACAGGACUCCUACCUUGUGGAUAGUAUCGCAUCAUUAAGUAACGUUCAAUUUUUUCUUUCAUCUGUUGGCAAGAAUAAAACUGUACUUCUGGUCCUGAUUUGUCCAUAUGCCUAUAACAGAUGCUAUACAUAUACUACAGAUAUCCAAAUGCACCCUUAAAAGUUCUUUGAGUCCUAAAAUGGUUCUACUUGGAACCUUGACUGAUAGGGAAACAUUCGCACUUUAAAACAAAUCUGAAUCAGAAGCAGAUCUUUUUUAAGAUUCUUACCCAAUAUGGUCAUUGGGUGUUGUGGUGAUGGCAGUAAUUUACUAGAGGGAAAAGGGUCAAGUUUUUUAUGUGAUGAAUCUCAACAUCAGGGUGAAUUUGUAGUUCCUGAAAGGGAAGUGCUGAGAAAGUUAAAGAGAUAAGGAGAUGACUUCACUUGUAUCAUGUAUCAGUGCAGUCAAUUUCUCUGUAUAUCCUACUCACCAAUGGAAGACAUGGAAACACUGAAGCAUUGCUGAAUUAUAUUAUUAUUAUUAUUAUUAUUAUUAUUAUUAUUAUUAUUUUACAUUUCCAAUAGAAAAAAUGUGACACAAGCAUAAUGUUUUGCUAAACAAUGACAUAUUUCAAGAAUUCUCACUGCUCACUAACAACAUAAGAAAAUAUUUAGUGAGGGAAAGCAUUUGUUUAGGCUUUCGGAUGGGUGUGAUAAAGAGAAAGCAGACAUCAAGGCUAAAGUUCCUGGGUGGAGAAACCAAAUCAGUGGAUGGAAAUGAAAAUAAUAAUAAUUUUAAAAAAUGUGACAGUUUUCUUAAUUUUAUGUUCUGAAUUCUUGAACCUCAGCAUGAACUUGGCAUCAUUGUAAAUUUGAAUCCUUGUGGACCGCCCAAAACUAUCAGAGUUCAUGCAGUGCAAAUCUGUAUUGUACUGCCUCCAUUCUGUAUAUCAAGGCACUGCAAGGAGAUCUGAAAACACUCAGUAGUGUCUAACAUGGAAUUUGAUGAAUUCCAGCUGUCUUAAAACUUUGAUCUGAUAUUCACCUGCUGCCAUGAAAUGAUGGAUAAACCACAUUAACCUUAAAAAAGAACAACCUUUAAAUCCCAGAACAACAUGUUCAGGUUCAUCGGGAAUUUUAAAGCAAAACACAUGGCUAGUAAUGUACCGAUGUAAAUUUUUCAUCCAAAUAUCAGGUGGCUCAAUAAUUAAUUUAUUUUAUGAAAAGACCAGGCUUAAAAACUAACUGAAAAACUAGUUGCUAUUACUUCCAAACACUUGCUAAUGAAUGGUGACUGGAUGUUUGGUGGGUUAUUUAGUUAUUAUUAUUUUUGUGUGUGUAGCAUACUUACUGUUCAUUUGACUUGACUUACUGUAUUUGUGAUGCCUGUAGAUGUUGAUAUUGCUCUCAAGGCAUUCGUGCUGUCUCAGGAAAUGCUUGUGUUACUUUGACAGGCCAUUGUUGAUCUUGUUGAAUUUGAAUGGCUCUUGUGCAUUUACAGGUAAUCAUGAGUGGUUAUCUAAUGCAGUGGUUUUCAAACUGGGGGUCGUGGCCGUCAGAUGAUGCUGGGGGGCACACAGAACAUUUUUUUUUUUAAAUUAUAAUAAUUACUUGUAUGUAAGUUGGGAUUGUGAACCUUUACACUAUGAUGUACAUAAAAAUGAGAAAUAUUAAUAAAUGAAAUAAAUUAUACACAGACACACACCAAACAGAGACAUCUGUUGAUAUACUAGUGCAGGGGUUCCCAAACUUUUCCAGAGCAAGGCCCCCCAAAUGGCAUUAACAUUUGACCGAGGCCCCCCUUUUGCAAGUUGUCUUUAAAACACAUUAAAAAUACAGACUCCUGAAUAUAUCUCCCUUUUUUACGUUGAUGUUUUGUCUGUUCAGCAAUUAGAAAGUUAGGUAUAGCAAAUGUAAUUUUAAUAUGUAUUGUUACAAAUAACAUGUUAUAGUAAUGCAUAUAUAUAACAAAUCAUGUAUUUAUUUUUCACAUUAAAUUGUUGAGGCCCCCCGGGUGGCCCCUGGCAGCCCUCACUUUGAAAACCACUGUACUAGUGUACUGUUAGCCACACGCUGAUAAAACAAAACCUAAGACUAUUUAAAAGGUAUAGGUUUUUACAUAGAGGAUGUAGAAAUGUAAUACAGAAGAGCCUAGUGUGGAAAAACUAAACUGUGAAAAUUUAGUGACUCUAGGGGGCCACAAAGGGAUGCACCCUACGCAAAGUGGGCCUCACUCUUUAAAAGUUUGAGAACCACUGAUCUAAUGAAGUGUUUGACCAGAUUGCUAUCACUUAUAGUGGUACAACCUGUAAUCUGCCAAACAUUGUUUGUGCACCAGCUCUGUUCAUAUUCCACAGCUAAUAGGUCUGUGUGCCUCUGUCUGCCUCCUCUAACUUUAUAAGGACACUGAGGUUGUAGGCACUCAUGCUAGUAGGCCAUCUGGUUCUGCCUUAAGUUGAUGAUUUCACAUGCUCCUAAGGGAGUACACUUUCCAAAACAAUUGCAAUAAUAGAUACUAAUAGGAUCAUCUGGAGGAUCAACUCAACUGCAAGACUAUUCCAGUGCAAGACCACCCACUCAUUGCUCCAUUAAGCCACUAAAUAACAUUACUGAUACAGCAUAAUACAUAACCUAUUAUAUUUGUUAUAAAAUUGUUUUGACGCCUACUAUAUAUAAGCUUUGUCUCACAAAACACUCUUUGAAUGAAAAUUAAAUGUUUAUCAUGACCAUUUAGAGGAUAAUGCCAUUUCAAACUAUAUUAUGUGUGGGAGUACUCUGAGAUAAAUAAUAAAAAGAAAGAAAUCACUUGGCUCAAAAUUGGAUUGAUAUAAUCUUCAGGUCACUCACUUGAGGUCGGCUAUGCCGUCACUUUAGGAAGAGGAGACUUGGAGAGGAUUAGAAAUGUAACCUAAUGCUGGCUGGAGCCCCGUUAGGGCCUCUGCAGCACCAAUGGCUGAUAUAGCUUUCUGUUCCUGUAGUUCAUAUUUAGAUUCAUAAUGACAGUAAAACUACACCAAGACAGUUUCUCUUGGAUUUUAAUUCAUGUGAAAUGUUGGUGGCCUGCAGUUUUAUGCUUCAUGGUUGAGGAUAAGGCACUACGAAAAUGAUCAUCCGAAUUUGCUUUAUCAAAUAGAAUUGGUAAGUAAACACUAUUUGUAUAUCUAUGUUAAAGUGUGUGCUAGUGAAUUAAUUGAUAAUAACACUUAACCGAUCUAUGGUAAUUGAAUUGCAGUGAGCAACCCAAGACAGUAAAUUUUGGUUAGCAACCUACAGACUUUGAAAAUAAUGAUUGGUGCAUAGAUGUAUACCCAGAUCUAGUAAGAAACAGCAAAUAUUUUAAUAUACCUUUGUAAGGGAAUUAUCAGGUUUAAUGUGCCAGAAUUGUGGAACUGUAUCUUUGGUAUUGGUGAGUGGGAUAAGAUAUUUGGUAUUGAUGAGAAGGAUUAGAACAAACUCAGCAGACAUAAUUAGAUAAUCCUACUGUAGUUUUAUGCAGUCUUGCAAUUAGUUCUAUGAGCAGUGGUUCAGAUACUACAACCCCAAUUCCAAAAAAGUUGGGACGCUGUGUAAAAUGUGAGUAAAACCAGAAUGCAAUGAUUUGAAAAUCUCAUAAACCCACAUGUUAUUCACAAUAGAAUAUAGAAAACAUAUAAAAUGUUUAAACUGAGGAAAUGUACUAUUGUCAUUAGCGGUUAAGCCUCUGGGUUACUGAUCGAAAGGUCGGGGGUUUAAGCCCCAGCACUGCCAAGCUGCCACUGUUGGGCCCAUGAGAAAGGCCCUUAACUCUCACUGCUCCAGGGGCACUGUAUCUUGGCUGACCCUGCACUCUGACCCCAACUUCCUGACAUGCAGAGAUAUGCAAAGAAAAGAAUUUCACUGUGCAUAUGUAUAUGUGACCAAUAAAGACUCAUUAUCAUUAUCAAAUAAAGAUCGAAUGGAUUCUGGAUGGAAGCUCUAUGUUGCUCUAAAACCUGAAAAUACCUUUCAGCAUUAAUGGUGCCUUUCCAGAUGUGCAAGCUGCCCAUCCAUAGGCACUAAUGCACCCCCAUACCAUCAGAGUUGCAUGCUUUUGAACUGAGCGCUGAUAAAAAGCCGGAUGGUCCCUCUCCUCUUUAGUCCCCUUUAGUUUAGAGGACGCGGCAUCCAUGGUUUCCAAAAAGAAUUUCUAAUUUUGAUGUAUCUGACCACAGACAAUGAGUUCUGGAGGGCCCGAAGGUCACGGGCAUGCAAUAUUAAUUUUCACCCUUGUCCCUUGCCCACAGAGAUUUCUCCAGAUUCUCUGAAUCUUUUGAUGAUAUUAUGUACUGUAGAUGAUGAGAUAUUCAUAGUCUUCACAAUUUUACAUUGAGGAACAUUAUUCUGAAAUUGUUCGACAAAUUGUAGAUGCAGUUUUUCGCAGAUUGGUGAAACUCUGCCCAUCUUUACUUCUGAGAGACUCUGCUAAUCUAAGAUACUCUUUUUAUACCCAAUCAUGUUACUGACCUGUUGCAAAGUAACCUCCAGCUGUUCCUUUUUAGUAACACUUACUUUUCCAGCCUUUUGUUGCCCCGGUCCCAACGUAUUUGAGAUGUGUUCCGGCCAUCAAAUUCAAAAUUACCUUAUUUUUUUCUUGGGUAAAUGGUACUUUUUAUCAGUUUAAACAUUUGAUAUGUUUUCUAUGUUCUGUUGUGAAUAACAUAUAGGUUUAUGAGAUUUGCAAAUCAUUGCAUGGAUUGGGGUUCAUUUUGAUCAUUUUGGAAUUGGGGUUGUAUUUUGAACAAGUAAACAAAUGCUGAAUGUCUUUUUUGAAAAGACAGAUGGGUCUCAUUGUAUGCCACCUAAACCCUGAAAUAGCUUCCUCCUUCAAUGUCAUUUGCCAAUGAAUGAUUGUAAUGUCUCAGAACAGUAUGUAGUUAUAGGACAUAGUGUACACUUAAAAGGAUUGUACUGAUCCGAUUCUUAUCCUUAAUACCUCUAUUACUUACCACAACAUGGAUCUGGACAGGGUUUUACAGUACAUUUCUAGCUAACAGUUAUAACCUCUGGAAACUCAACCAUAUAUGUAGAGCUGCUCUAUACCACAGCAUACAAUCUAUUUAAUUUUCUCUUGACACAGAACUAUGGGUAGACUCCAAAGAUGACACCUCUGAUGUGACACAUAGUGGGCUCCAGAGCACACCAACCUUCCUGAGCGGUAGCCCUGAGAUGCGACGGCAGUUUUGUGCCUUCUAUAAUUUACCAACAGAAUGGGCCAGCCGAGGACUCCAGACCAGUGAUCAAUGUUCAUCUUACCCCCAUCAGUAUGGCCAUCUCUCCUCCUGUUCCACUUGGCACUUCUGGGCCUCUGUAAUCCUGUUGUGCCUCCUUUAUCCUGUGUCCACCACUGCUGCUAUCUUCCGAGUAGGGGUGGUCGGGCCAUGGUCCUGUGACCUACUCUUUGCCAAAGCUUAUCCCAGUGCAGCAGCACGAUUAGCUGUAAGUCGUAUCAACCAGGACCCAUCCCUCUAUCCUGGGGUCACUUUUGAUUAUGUCAUCCUGGAGGAGGACUGUGAGACAUCGCGGGCUCUCUCCCUCUUCCUUGGCUACUAUGUGCAGGCAUCUGCCUUUGUUGGGCCGGUCAACCCAGGUUACUGUGACACAGCAUCCCUGCUGGGGAAAAGCUGGAACAAAACUGUGUUCUCCUGGUCAUGUAUUGGUCAUGAGCUAGAUGCCAGAGGCAGCCAUCCCACCUUUGUCCACACUAUGCCCCUGCCCACACUUGUGUUGAUGCAUCUCAUGCGGCACUUCCGCUGGGCUCGUGUGGGUAUCGUUUCCUCAGAUAAUGACAUCUGGGUAGAGACUGCAAGCAAGGUAGCCAAUGCUUUGCGCAGCCAUGGUAUGCCUGUUGGCAUAGUGGCAUCUAUUGGGAAGGAUGUGACCAGCAUGCGCAAGACUCUAGCUAAAGUCAAGAGAAUAGAAAACCUACGCUUGGUGGUCCUUUGUAUGCACUCAAUCUUAAUAGGGGGUAAAGAUCAGCAGAUGCUCCUUGAGAUGGCCCAUGAUAUGCGAAUGACAGAUGGCUCCAUGGUAUUUGUGCCCUAUGACACUCUCCUGUACAGCUUGCCCUACCAGAACCUUUCUCAAUACAUCCUUCCCAACAAUAGCAAGCUGCAGCACGCUUAUGACGCUGUGCUUACCAUCACUGUGGAGUCUCCAGAACGGCAGUCAUUUUAUCAAGCUUACACUGAGGCACAGACAGGCGGAGAGAUUCCCAAGAACAUUAAACCCCACCAGGUGUCCCCUCUGUUUGGUACCAUCUAUUCCUCCAUCAUGUUCAUAGCCCAUGCCAUGGAGAGUUUGAGAGCAUCAGGACAGUGGAUGUCUGGUGAUAAUCUUGCCAAGCAUGCACGUAACCUGACAUUCAAGGGUUUCAGUCACCCCAUCCGCACAAGCCAUUCAGGAUUGAGUCUACUGGAUUAUGUAGUGCUGGAUACAGAUGGCUUAUCAUGGGAACUGAGGCCUUGCUACCGCAUAGAGAUGGAGACAGACAAGGUACACUUCCUUGGUCAGUCUAUACACUUCCCCGGAUCGGGGCCACCUAAGACUGACUCCAGCUGCUGGUUCACACAAGGAAUCAUCUGUGGUGGAGGUGUGGAUCCUUUCCAUCUGAUUAUUUUCUUCGGCUGGGUCUUUCUACUAAUCUUCUCUUUUGUUGUAUCUCUUUAUUUUAUAAGGCGACGACUCAAUCAGAUUCAAUUAGUCCGGGGCCCAAACAAAAUCCUACUGACCUUGGCUGAUGUCACCUUCAUCAACCCAUCACUGAGUAACAAGAUGAGUUUGGAGGAAAGCAAGACCAGUGAUACAAGAAAAAGCAUCUCAGAACGCAGCCACAACUCUCCAUUCUCUAGUCAAUCUCCAGCCACCUAUGAGAAUUCAAAUGUCGCCAUCUAUGAGGGAGAUUGGGCUUGGUUAAAAAGACUUCCCCAUGGAAACUUUCGAAGUAUCAACCCAAGUACCACUGACGUGUUUGAACUGAUGAAAGACAUGAGGCAUGAGAACGUUAACCCUUUCUUGGGCUUCUUUCAUGACUGUGGGGUCUUUGCUAUAGUGACGGAGUACUGUUCCCGUGGCAGCCUGGAAGAUCUGCUGCAUAAUGACGAUGUCAAACUGGACUGGAUGUUUAAGUCUUCCCUCCUGAUGGACCUCAUUAAGGGAAUGAAAUACCUCCACCACAGGAAUGUAUGUCAUGGAAGGUUGAAGUCCAGAAACUGUGUGGUUGAUGGACGCUUUGUGCUCAAAGUGACUGACUAUGGCUACAACGAAGUGUUGGAGUCCCAGAGGUUUCCGUAUGUAGAGCCACAACCUGACGAGCUGCUGUGGACAGCCCCUGAGAUCUUGAGAAGUUCCUUUCCAGGGCUGAAAGGUAGUCUGGCAGGGGAUACUUACAGCUUCUCCAUUAUCAUGCAGGAAGUGGUGGUUCGAGGGCCGCCUUUUUGCAUGUUAGAGCAGUCUGCUCAGGAAAUUGUUCAGAAGGUGAAGAAGCCUCCACCAUUGUGCAGACCCACUGUAUCUCCAGACCAUGCUCCCCUUGAAUGCAUCCAGCUUAUGAAGCAGUGCUGGAAUGAGCAGCCUGAGAGAAGACCAACAUUUGAUGAGAUCUUUGAUCAGUUCAAGAACAUAAAUAAAGGGAAGAAGACUAACAUCAUAGACUCCAUGCUGAGGAUGCUGGAACAAUACUCCUCUAACCUGGAAGAACUGAUCAGGGAAAGGACAGAGGAGCUGGAAGUUGAGAAACAGAAGACUGAGAAACUGCUCACACAGAUGCUUCCACCGUCAGUGGCUGAGGCUCUGAAGUUGGGAAGCACAGUGAAACCGGAGUACUUUGACAGUGUCACUGUCUACUUCAGUGACAUUGUUGGCUUCACUACCAUUUCAGCCAACAGCGAGCCAAUCGAGGUGGUGGACCUACUUAACGACCUCUACACACUCUUUGAUGCAAUCAUCAGUAACCAUGAUGUAUAUAAGGUUGAGACAAUAGGUGAUGCCUACAUGGUGGCAUCAGGUUUGCCUGUGCCCAAUGGGAACCGCCACUCAGCUGAGAUUGCCAACAUGGCUCUGGAUAUCCUCAGUGGUGUAGGGACAUUUAAAAUGAGACACAUGCCUGAUGUACCGGUCCGAAUCCGAAUAGGACUUCACACAGGUCCUUGUGUAGCUGGAGUUGUGGGAUUGAUUAUGCCCAGGUACUGCCUGUUUGGAGACACAGUCAACACGGCUUCUAGAAUGGAGUCCACAGGGAUGCCAUAUCGGAUUCACGUCCAUUCCAGCACAGUUAAAAUACUGAUGGCACUGAAAGUAGGAUAUAAAGUCCAGUUGAGAGGCAGGCUUGAACUCAAGGGCAAAGGCACGGAAGAGACUUACUGGCUUAUUGGGAGAGACGGUUUCACCAAACCACUCCCUGUCCCACCUGAACUAAAGUCGGGGCAAGAGAAUAAGGACUUUAAGUUGAUGCUUCAGAAGGCGGUGAAGAAGAUCUCUGCUGUGCGUCAGGUGGCUCAGGUUACUCUGGCUGAUGAAGGCAACAUCAUGAUACACCAUCACUGACAACCUUUCACCUGUCCUCUUUUGUCCUGUGCACUUGACACAAGAACUUCAUGCAAUUAAUAAAUGAAACCAGGAAGUCCUUUUUUUUCUAUUUCAGCCUUCUUCUAUUUCUCUCUUGGUCUGGUCAAACUGGUUUGAGCUCUGGAUAUUUACUACUGCCUGUAGUUGGGUUGGUGUGUCUCUAAUAUCAGGACUUCUGCUUUAUUAUUAAUGGCUCCUGUUCAAGUUUGAGAGGGUAUGUCAUCAUGUGCAUUUCAGAGACUUUCACUAUGGCUUCUCAUUUUGGGACUGAACGAACUUUAUAUGACACAUAUAACACACACCUAUCAGGAAGUCAGCUGCUGAGUGGAAUAUUCCAGCACUGUCUCUACAUCUUGAACCCCCUCCUGAGAGAUUAUAGUCCUAUUCUGAAUAUAAAACAGCUUUGUGUCACAAGCCAGAGCCACAUAAGGAACUAAAAUUACCCACUGGGAAUCCAUUGCUCAGCAAGAGGAGGAUUGGAUCAGCAGCUGAGAGAUAGACAGAGACAUCAACAGAGAGACAGAGAAGUGGGGGUAAGAGAUUGGAUGAGGGGAUAAUAGACCUGUGUGCUUUCCAUUUGCAUACAAAUUUCAAACUCUAGUUCCUAUCAUUAAUAGGAAAGAUCUAUCCCUUCACGCCUGAGGAGAAAACUUCCAAACUGGGUCCUCUUUGUCCUGGCCAGGAAAUAAGGAGCAGAAACUUGGUGCAUAAAAAGAAACUAUAUUUGCACGAUCCAUGGAAUAAUUAGAGCUGAAUGAAACCACAUAUAGUGUCCAUAAUUACUAGACUGAUCGACUGACGUGGUGUUAGAAUAGAUCUUAGAACUAUUACUGAAAUUUUGUUCAGACAGACAUAUCUUAAUAAGGGGUAUGUUUAGCAUGGACUCCCAUGGAUGUCAUUAAAGCACAAACCUUUAAGCAUUGUAUUGACUUUAAUUGUACAGUGUCAGUGAUGUAAACAUGUCAAAUGUACAGUAUCUUUUUUUUUUUUUUUUUUUUUUUUAGCUCUGUGUAUAUAUGUUGCAAAAUUAUUUAACCCCCAUUGCAAAUCAGGUUUAUUGUCAAAAUGUACAGACUUUCAGCUGUUUGCAAUGAACAAAUCAAAUAAAAGCAUUUGAAAUAGUUAAACGCAACGAAUGCUUCAAGUGGUUUCCCCAAAUUCAACUAUAAAUGCAACUUAAAAUGACUUCUCCAGUCUCAAAAUUAUUCAACCUCUACAUGGCAAAGAUCUUUAGUACUUAGUAGAGCACCCUUUUGCUGUUAUGACCUGCUGCAAAUGAGAUGCAUAGCCAGACACAAGAUUCUGGCAGCGUUCCUGAGGAAUCUUAUCCCAAUCCUCAUGAGCAAUGGCCUCCAGUUCAGUAAUAUUCUUGGGUUUGCAUGCUGCAAUCACCUUCUUCAAAUCCCACCUGAGAUUUUCUAUGGGGUUCAAGUCAGGUGACUGUGAUGCCCCUGUAGAAUCUUCCAGGACUUCUUCUGCAACCAAGCUUUGGUGGAAUUUGAGGUAUGAUUGGGAUCAUUGUUCUGUUGGCAGGUCCACUGAUGCCCAAGAUUCAGCUUCCUCACAGACAGCAUGAUGUUUUCUCCUAGGAUUUCCUGAUACUUCAAUGAAUCCAUCUUGCCUUCCACACACUGCAGGUUUCCAGUGCCAAAGGAUGCAAAGCAGCCCCAGAGCAUCACCGAGCCACCACCAUGCUUGACUGUUGACAGAGUGUUCUUUCUUCAUUCUUCUUCCUCCAGACAUACUACUGAUCCAACGUGCCGAAAAGUUCCAGUUUUGUUUCAAUGCCCCCAAAACUUCUGUGGCGCCUUUUUUGCUAAUUAUUUUGAGUUGCCUUUUCUUGUGCUUUUGGGUCAGUAGUGGUGUACGUCUUGGAGUUCUGGCAUGGAAAACUUCUGUGUUUAGUACUCGCUUUACUAUCCUCACUGAAACCUCAGUGUCUGUUGCACCAGGUCUUGCUGCAGAUCUUUUGCAGUCACUCGAGGGUUUUUCACAACCUGCCUUCUCAGAAAUCUGGUUACAGCCGUUGAUAGUUUCAUUUUUUCUGCCCUGUCCAGGUAUUUCAUAAAUUUACUGCCUCUGGCCAGUUCAGGUAUUUCAUGUGUUCCAGCUCAAGCACAUCUGGUGCAACUAAUGAAGCCCUUGAUUAGUUGCAUCAGGUGUGCUUGAGACAACACCUGUUUUGCAUAUUUAUGCUGUUGUGGGGGAUUCUAUUCAGGGUGUUGAAUAACUUUGAAACUGCAGAAAUCUUUAUAAAUGGUAGAUUUUGGGGAUACCACUUGAAGCCUUCGUUGUGUUGAACUAUUUCAAUUGCAUUUUUUUUAUUUGU
Molecule: messenger RNA, 12818 nt
Organism: Ictalurus punctatus (channel catfish)
Lineage: Eukaryota; Metazoa; Chordata; Actinopteri; Siluriformes; Ictaluridae
Gene: gc2
Product: guanylyl cyclase 2
Exons: 19
Coding region: 7094-10468 (1124 amino acids)
Biological process (GO): cGMP biosynthetic process; protein phosphorylation; intracellular signal transduction
Molecular function (GO): peptide receptor activity; ATP binding; protein kinase activity
Source: RefSeq, a predicted model, not a curated record